This is a messenger RNA of Lathyrus sativus (Indian pea), 345 nucleotides long. The record is from the annotation of a GenBank genome assembly. NCBI's taxonomy places the organism in Eukaryota, Viridiplantae, Streptophyta, Magnoliopsida, Fabales, Fabaceae.
AUGGGAAGGAAGAGAAAAUUGAAUAUUGGUAGUCGUAUGUCAAAAGACUCAAACCUCACCUCAUGCCAAGGAAGUAAUGCUGAAGAAACUCAUCCAACCUCAUCUCAUGGCCAAGGAAUUAAUGUUGAAGAAACUCAUACAACCGUAUCUCAUGCCCAAGGUAUUAAUGCUGAAGAAACUCAUCCAAACUCAUCUCAUGCCCAAGGAAGUAAUGCUGAAGAAACAAGGCCCAAUCCAAAUCAUGUGGAAGUUGGCAUACAUGAGUCUGAAGAUUCUUAUUCUAUUCCUUUUGAUUUAGAAGCAGAGGAAAACCUACAGAUUAAUAAAGUUUUAAAUUAUAUAUAG